Messenger RNA from Aspergillus pseudonomiae, 1426 nucleotides. RefSeq names its product lysozyme. The record is from RefSeq and is a predicted model, not a curated record. Gene Ontology annotation, molecular function: lysozyme activity. Bases 487 to 1182 code for a protein of 231 amino acids. Lineage: Eukaryota; Fungi; Ascomycota; Eurotiomycetes; Eurotiales; Aspergillaceae. Gene Ontology annotation, biological process: peptidoglycan catabolic process; carbohydrate catabolic process; cell wall macromolecule catabolic process. The transcript has 2 exons.
CCACGGUCAAGCUGAAGAUGCUGCAGCUUUAGAGCGCUCUCCAACUUAGUCAUGAUAACUUAUGCUUGCCCGCCCUGGCAGAAGGACUACCAGUGGUUCGUGUCGUGGUUAAAAAUAACAACAAGGGAGCCACCAGUGCAUCUAAGACUUCGUAUCCAGAGAAUGCCCCACAACGUCACAUAUCACGAAAGCCCGAAGGCCAAUAAUAGUUGCCCCUUUUCCCAUCUCUUACAAGGAUCAUCUGACAACAUUCAACCGACGUUACAAUCUAAUCUACACAUUGAGUUCUGCAGUGCUCACCUAGAUUGUGAUGUGCAUCAUGAUUGCCCGACAUGGUGAUUUCCAUGUAUCCUGAAUGAUGGUCCGACACCUUGCGCCAAUUUCAUCCACUCUGGAGCACCCUUAUAUAUAGGGUCGAACACCCACCAGAAGAUCCCAUCUAUCCCACGGUCAGCACUCGCCAGACACAGACAACCAGCGACCACAAUGAAGCUCUCCACGCUUGCCUUGACCGCUGCCGCCGGCCUGUCCUUGGAGGCUACUGCUGAGACAGUCCAGGGUUUUGAUAUCUCCAACCAUCAAGCCACCGUCGACUUCAAGGCUGCCUAUAAUGAUGGCGCCCGCUUCGUCAUGAUUAAGGCAACCGAGGGCAUGACCUUCAAGGACCCGCUCUUUAGCUCACAUUACCAAGGUGCUACUGAGGCCGGUCUGAUUCGCGGAGGCUACCAUUUCGCGACUCCCGACUCCUCCUCUGGCGCAGAGCAAGCGCAAGAAUUCCUCAAAAACGGCGGUGGCUGGUCCAAGGACGGCAUCACCUUGCCUGGUAUGCUCGAUAUCGAAUACAACCCAUACGAGGGUGGCACCUGCUACGGUCUGAGCGCCGCGAAUAUGGUCGCCUGGAUCAAGGACUUCGUCGAUACGUAUCAGAAGGCCACUGGGGUCUACCCCAUGAUCUACAGCACCGCCGACUGGUGGAAGACCUGCACCGGAAAUGCCGGCGGGUUUGGCCAGACCUGCCCUCUCGUGCUUGCCGCGUAUAGCAGCUCGGCGCCGUCGACGAUCCCUGGCGACUGGCCGACCUACACCAUCUGGCAAAACUCUGACAGCUAUAAGCACGGUGGUGACUCCGAUAUCUUUAACGGAUCGUAUGAGCAGCUGCAGAAAAUCGCUAACGCUGCGUGACUCUGGAUUGACGACGUGUUUUGCAAUAUGAAAUUCUUUCGUUUGUUUCUCGUGAAUGUAUCUUUCAACUGUCCAGGCGACGGUCGCUAGUUAAUCAAUUGACAUGCCGUUGGCUCUAUCGUCUAUUCAACAUAAGUGGUAGAUCAACCGGAGACAUGAAAAUCAUUGUCUUGCUUUAUCUUUUGCAACUGUCUGGACCAUGGUCAUGUUUACGGUCUUAACACCCAACUAGGAGUAACCGCUG